Molecule: messenger RNA, 1404 nt
Organism: Solanum stenotomum
Lineage: Eukaryota; Viridiplantae; Streptophyta; Magnoliopsida; Solanales; Solanaceae
Exons: 4
Coding region: 1-1404 (467 amino acids)
Source: RefSeq, a predicted model, not a curated record
AUGGUGAUUAAAAGUGGUUCUAUUUCAAAUGAGAAUACUGUGAACAUCAAUGGUGUUAGUGGUGAAGAUCUCAGUUCUCCUUUGUAUAUGCAUCCUUCGGAUAAUCCAGGUGUAUCGUUUGUUCAAACUCUUUUUGAUGGAGUAGGAUAUAGAUCACGAAAACGAAAUGUUCUUAGAGUUUUGUCGGUUAAGAAUAAGUUGGGCUUUAUCAAUGGUGAUUGCAAAAGGCUUGAUCCAGGAACAUCACACUUCCGUCAAUGGGGAAGAUGUGAUGACAUGGUUCCUUCCUGGAUUCUCAGUUCUCUGUCUAAGGAAAUUGCAGAAAGUGUGAAAUAUGUUUCCGAUUCAGUUGAAUUGUGGAAGGAGUUGAAAAAUCGAUAUGAUCAAACCAAUGGUGUAAAGUUGUAUCAGGAUGAAAAACAGAGAGAAAUUAAACAUAAUGCUCAAGUGUUCAUGAAGUCUACAUCUCUGAAUGCAAGUAAUUCAAGGAAAAAGGUCAUGGAAUCUGUUGCUUUUAAUACAAAUGGUUCAGCAGGAGCAAGUACUUUUAGGUCCAUGAGGGCAAAUAAUUCUUCUACAGGCAACAAAAAUCCCAAUUUCAUAAUUAAUUAUUCUCAGACUAAUUCCUAUAUUGUCACCAGGACUCAUAUUAUAUGUGACUACUACAAGAAACCAGGGAACACUAGGGACAAAUGCUACAAGCUACAUGUCUAUCCACAGACAAACAAUCCACAAACAAACAAUUAUCAGAAUUCAAACACAUCUAAUCAUAAUGGAUACAGAGGCAACAAUCAAAAUCCCAGAUUCAACAAAGGAAAAGGUCUUAUGGAUGAUGUCCAUGGUGGUUGUUGUUCAGGAGAAGAAGGGCACAUGGGAACUCAUGCUGAUACAGAUCCCCAAUUGACAAGAGAACAGUAUGCUCAGUUUGUGGAGUUGUUACAACAGUUUCAAGCUGAAAAGGACAAUGCCUUUACUAUUGGUAAUGUGAAUUUUGCAGGCUCCUUCAAUGAAGAGGCCUCUGAUACCAUGCAUAUUGACAUUGAAUCACCAACUGUGCAACAUGUUGAAAAUGAUGUACUUGAUGCAAGUGACCUUCCAUCUCAUACUUCACCUAAUCAUGUAACUAAUUCACAUGUUACCAUUCAACCCUCUAAUCCUGAACAUAUAGCCUCCAGCAGACCAUCUAGACCACAUAAAUUGCCCACAUACCUUCAUGAUUAUGUUUUGCCCAAGACUAUGGCUAAACAGUUACAGAAUUCAAAUAUUUCCCUAAAUACUACCUUCUCUAAACACCAACAUGUACCACUUGAAGUCUUGGCACUUGAGAGUCAAACAACGGUAAGAAAUGUCAGUAAUGAUGAUGAACCUUCUUCAUAUAGGGAGGCUGCUAUGAACCAUGCCUGA